AGUCAUCAGAGGCCUGUUUCAGCAAGAAGAAGGUGGUGCAGAGCCUCCGUCGCCAGAUUGCUUGGAAAUGGGAGAAAUCGGGUCCUACUAAAUGCCAUCCAGUGCACACCUACAGGAUUCUCCUCCACUCCUCUCCAGGACCCUUACACAGAAUGAAGGACAGACCUCCUUGAGGCAGAGUAGCAGCUGUGGUCCGUCUGCUACCUCUGCCUCUGAGUCAUUGUCAGGUUACACCGAGUCAAGAAUUCCUCACAGUGAAAUGCUCCAAGAAAAGUUUCACGGAAUCAUCCUCCCUGAGUCUCCUGCUAAGCUUCUCUGCUGCUGUGCAGUGAUCGUGGUCCUCAGCGUAGCUGUAGUAGCUCUUUCUGUUGCAUUGUCAGUAAAAAAGACACCACAGAUCUCCACCGUAAAAACCUAUGCUGCUUGCCCGAGAAACUGGAUUGGAGUUGGAAAUAAAUGUUAUUAUUUUAAUGAAACGGCAAGGAACUGGACAUUCAGCCAGACCCUCUGUAAGGAACAAGAGGCCGAGCUAGCACGAUUUGACACCGAGGAGGAGCUGAAUUUCUUAAGGAGAUACAAAGGGAGUCCGGGUUGUUGGAUCGGUCUGCACAGAGAGUCAUCAGCACACAAUUGGACAUGGACAGACAAUACUGCAUAUAACAAAUUGCUUCCCAUCCGAGGAGUUGAAAAACAUGGUUUUCUGAGUGAUAAUGGGAUCAGCAGUAGCAGAGACUACAUAAAGAGGAAUUCGAUUUGUAGCAAGCUCAACAGCUACACCUCACAGUGCCAGUAGUUUCGUGUUCUGGGUAGAGAGUUUGUCCUAGCAAUCAUGAGGAACACGGAACAUGGUAUCUACAGUUCCUGCAUCAUUAACAAUGUGCUAAAUCAUCAUCAGUUCAUAAUGUGUGGUGACAUCUAAGAUGACAGACAACUGAGGACUAUUUUGUUUGGGAGAUCAUGAAUUGUUCUAUAUUAAGUAGGUAUUCAGGUAUGAGCUAGAUCUCACGUCUUAAACAUAAACUAAGUCACGUCAGUAUUAGUUUCCUCUACUUUCUUUCUUUUUUCUCUUUUUUAAAUUUAUUUAUUUAUUUGUAUGCCAAAUGUUGUCCCCUCCUGGUUCUCCCUUCCAGAGUUCUUUACUCCACAACCCCUCUUCUUUACUUUUGAGGAUCCUCCAACCCCCAUCUUCAACCCAUCCCACUCUGAGUAAUCCCCCUCUCUUGGACUUUAAGCCUCUACACGACUAGGUGAAUCCUCUCCUAUUAGGGCCAACAAGGCCUCUGCUACAUAUGACCUGGGAGCUAUGGACCAGCCAAUGAAUCUUCUUUGGUGACUUAAUCGCCAGUUGAUGUUGUUAGUCUUCCUAUGGAGUUGCCAUCCCUUUCAGUUCCUUUAAUGCUUCUUUUAACCCUUCCACAGGUGUCCCCGACUUCAGUCCAGUGGAUGGAUUUAAGUAUCUGUAUCAGUCUCAGUCAGCUGCUGGUAGAACCUAUCAGAGGGUGCAUUGGUCUGGAGUCAAUAGAGUCAAGCAAUACUCUAGGGGGGGGGAUUGAGGGUGAUUACUGAAAAGACAGAAAAAAGAUAAAAGUAACAGAUAAUGGGAGGGCUUAUAGGUCAAUAGCACGCCAUCCCUGAGUGUAUGUCUCACAGCCUUUUUAUAAGAUGAUACCAUGUGAAAGAAAGUCACAAGCCAACAGAAACAAUUUUGUUGAAAUAUAUAUCAGGCAUUAGUUUUCACCAAAAACCUUAAAAUCUUGUUAUUUUUUUUUACCAAGGUCAAUAGAAUCUUUAGCUCUUAGUGUUGAGCCUUAUAAGUUGGACCAGCGACUGGAUGGCUUUUCCUUCAGUCUCUGCUCUAUUUUUGUCCCUGCAUUUGUUUUAGACAGGAACAGUUUUGAAGGUGAUUACCUCUACUUUUAUGACUAGCUAUGAAGUAUUUUUUUCCCAUUAGUAUUUUUGAAUGACUGGGGUCUUAAAAAAAAUGAAGGGCAAAUAACACUGUGAAAUGAUUCUGUCUUGACAAAAAGAUGAUUAUUGUUCUGUGGUCUUCUAAUACUUUUAGAAUCAUCAAUAUUCUUUUAUAAUAUUCAAUGACCAACAUGAAGGGAGACUUAGACAGGUCUAAAACCAAUAUUAGUAUUAUUAAUUUAAUUAAUAAGGAAUAUUUGUCAAAAUACUUUUAGAUUUACUUCUCAGUUUUCCCUUUUUAAUUAAAGUAUGCUAAGAAUUUGUUAUAAACGAGUCUUUUUACUUUCUUACUUAAUUUUUUGAGAAUUUCUGCACCCUGGCAUCCCAGUUGGGUGUAGGCAAUGACCUUUUAGCCUCUCAUCAAGAACCUGGUAACACAGCUCCCACUGAGAAGUCACUGGGAUGUCUGCCAGUCUCUCACAUCUGUGGUCAGGCCUGUGCUUCUUGAGCAUGCAAAUCCCUGGUGGCAAAAUCCUUCAGGAACAGUCACUAGCACCACUGUCUCCUUUUUCCUAACAUGGGGAAUUCAACAUCACAUGAGAGGGAUUUCCAAAUCAAGAGGACUCCCCAAAAGAGGGCCUAGAUUUCUGGAGUGAGGUGUGCAGAGAAAUGUCACGAGGAGACAGCAUUGACCGUUUAUGAAUGUUGCUCCCAUAAACACACUUAUUGAAUGUGUACCUUAUGGCAAAAAUCCUUUAGAAGGUGAAGUAAAAAAAAUAAAAAUAAAAAAUAAAAUAAAAUCAAUGUGGAGAAAUGGCGUGAGGUGACUGCUCCCAGCUUGCUAGUUGCUGGCCAUGAAGGAUUUGUGUUCAUCUCAGCACACUAAGAUAAAGGGCAGGCAGACUGUCUCAAGCAGAGGAUCCUGGUGCUGUGCCAAGAAAGCUGCAGACCCGAGGAAGUGGCCGUCCCGUUUCUUUACUCAUGAGAAAUAACUUUAUUUAUGGUUUAAUUAGGUAUCACACCAAAGAGUUGAACUGCAGACAGGUUUCUCAGUCUGCAAGGACUUUCAGGUCUCUUUGAACCAAGACAAGCUGUUGCUAAGUAAACAGCACCUGGUGGGAAUGAGAAACCAUGGGAAAUCUUUAUUCUGCUUUCUGUAUAAAAGAUGCUGGAAUACUCAAUAAACUAUGCAUUGGCCUUCUGUGCA
Molecule: messenger RNA, 3115 nt
Organism: Rattus norvegicus (Norway rat)
Lineage: Eukaryota; Metazoa; Chordata; Mammalia; Rodentia; Muridae
Gene: Clec2dl1
Product: C-type lectin domain family 2 member D-like 1
Exons: 6
Coding region: 92-793 (233 amino acids)
Cellular component (GO): plasma membrane
Source: RefSeq, marked validated